Molecule: messenger RNA, 1719 nt
Organism: Harmonia axyridis
Lineage: Eukaryota; Metazoa; Arthropoda; Insecta; Coleoptera; Coccinellidae
Product: pickpocket protein 28-like
Exons: 9
Coding region: 44-1660 (538 amino acids)
Biological process (GO): sodium ion transmembrane transport
Cellular component (GO): membrane
Molecular function (GO): ligand-gated sodium channel activity
Source: RefSeq, a predicted model, not a curated record
AAAUCACACUACUCGAGCCAGUUGUAAGUCGUAAAAACUCACAAUGGCUUGUACGAAUGUCACUGUUAAAUCCGAUAGUAAUGAAAAUAAAGUAGAUAAGACAACGUCUAAGAGUAUCAAACAGUACAUAAGACAAUACUGCGAAAACUCCAGUAUCCAAGGAUUAUUUUAUUUUUCAACAGAAUCAUCUUUCCUUGAAGGAUGCUGGUGGACCAUCGUUUUCAUAUUAUGCCUAAGCGGGUGCUUUGUCAUGAUAAAAGAGAUCGUCGAUAAAUGGAACAAUUCCCCUGUUCUUUUCUCUCUUGCAACUAUUGAGACACCUAUUUUCAAGGUACCUUUCCCAGCUGUUUCCAUCUGUCCAGAGACGAAGAUUUCGAAGAGGUGCUUGAACUAUUCCAAAGUACUCAGGUUCAGGAAUAAUGGGAGCCUAGAAAGCAUAUCCGAACAGGAGAUGAAUUACUUUGACCAUAUGGCACCGCUUUGUAGGCUAGAAAAUCAUAUUAAUUCGAGCCAGGAUCGAGAUUUAGACGAUUAUAUUUCCUUUCUCGAUAAGUGUAAAAGUGUCAAUCUGCAACAGGCAUUCUGUGAGUGGAAGGGAAAAAUAGUAAACUGUUCAAAAAUUCUACACCCACUUAUCACUGACGAUGGUCUUUGUUAUUCAUUCAAUAUGUUGAACAUAAGGGAUAUCUACAGUGAUGUAAACCAGAUGGAUUACUACCAAGAACAUAAAAAGCAUUCAAUAUGGAAUGUAGAGAGUGGUUACCCCGCCAAUAAAACGACUAAUAUUUUUCCACGACGUAUCUUUGGAAUUGGAGCCAUGAACUCCCUAGUUGUUACUUUUUUCACCAAAAAAUCCGAUGUAUACGCCUCCUGUCAAGAUUUUUCACUGCAAGGUCUAAAGGUCUCCAUUCAUCUUCCUUCAACAAUUCCUCGACCUAACCAAGUGUCAUUCACUGCCGGAUUCGAUGAAGUCUCUUCAGUUGCCAUCAAAGUAGAUAUGACGACAACUACGAAAGAGGUCAAAAAUUACAGUCCUGCAAAAAGAAAAUGCUAUUUCAGGGAAGAAAGAAAGCUUAAGUACUUUAAAUUUUACAGUCAGAGCAACUGUGAUAUGGAGUGUUGGACGAAUUAUACCAUACAAGAAUGUGGUUGUGUACAUUUUUACAUGCCGAGAGAUAAAAACACAACUAUUUGUAAACUUUCGGAGGUACAGUGUCUACAUAAUGCUCAAGAUUCCUAUGCUUUAUCUAUUUUUCCAAUGGAAUACCGUCAUGGUGAGAUAACGAAAGGAAAGCUUGAUAAGAAUUGUAACUGUCUACCUUCUUGUGCUGAUAUCAACUAUUUGACAGAGAUUUCGAAGAGCAAAUGGAGUUGGGGAAAUGCCCAAGGAAUUCAUGCUAGAUACUUCAAAAAAUACUCCAAAGAGUAUCAUGCCUCAGCUGUAAGAGUGUUUUUCAAGACUUCGCAAUUUUUUGCAACAGAAAAGAGUGAAUUAUAUGGGGCUACUUCUUUUUUAUCCAAUGCUGGAGGAAUUUUAGGACUUUUUCUUGGAUUCUCGUCCGUAUCAUUAGUAGAACUAAUUUAUUUCUCAUCUAUCAAACUUAUAGAGAACAGGAGAAAGUAUGGAACAGUAUUUGGCAAUUGGAAGCAACAGAAAUGAUUUUUUUUGUUGAACUCUACGAAAAAUAUUCUGAAUUUACAAUUUCACUUCCAUAAAUA